Messenger RNA from Durio zibethinus, 890 nucleotides. RefSeq names its product short hypocotyl in white light1 (gene SHW1). The record is from RefSeq and is a predicted model, not a curated record. Lineage: Eukaryota; Viridiplantae; Streptophyta; Magnoliopsida; Malvales; Malvaceae. Gene Ontology annotation, biological process: negative regulation of photomorphogenesis; regulation of abscisic acid-activated signaling pathway.
CGUUUUCUUUUCUCUCAAAAGUUCACAUCUUAGAUGUUUGGUGAUCCCAAAUCCACUUUGUUUUUUGUAUGUUUCUUCUCAAAUGGCGAUGGCCAUAGCCUUAUCACGCAGCAGUCUCAUUCCUUCUCCGACCAAGAAACUCCCCCACUUACUCUCCCCAACCGCAACCCUUUCCUUCCCUAACAAAUCCCUCAACACCAAACCCCCCGUAAUGUCCAUUUUCCGUAGCCGGUUUGAUGGUUCAGCCGGUGAGGAAACGGAGGCGAUCGACGAACCUUGCUUCGAUUAUUUGGUGGAGGAGGAGAGCGACGAAGAUGACGAAACAGAGAGCAGCGUUGAUUUGUUGAUGAGGUUCUUGCAAAGCAUGUUCAGGAAGGUCUCGAAGCGUGCCAAAAAGGCCUCUCGCUCCGUCUUACCUGCUGCAAUAUCGCCCCAGCUGGUGUCUUUUGCAGUUGAUGGAGUCCUGUUGUUGGCUGCACUUUCCGUCUUCAAAGCACUUCUUGAGAUGAACCUGGAGCUUACCUCAUGUGGAUCAUGCAGUCACCUUGCAUUCAGCAGGUGGUUUGCACCCUUGGAGGUACCGUGUUUGUGGUCAUCCUGCUACUACGUGUGAUUUGGGCUGCUGUUUCAUUUUUCCAAUCAAGUGGGAACAGUUUUAACCAGGUUGAGGGUUCCUUUAGCACUACACAGCCAAUAACAUAACCUCAUCAUCUGUAUGGACUAAAGGAUUUUGAAUUUUAUAUGGAUUUACUACUUUUUCCUCGUGUAAAUGUGAUUAGGAAAGUGUAAAUGUGACAGUCAUACUAGUUUAUACUAAUAUUAUUGAUCGAAUGGUUCAUGUACCCUGACCUUUCUUGUGUAAGGCUGGAAAUGAACUCAAAAUUUUGCCA